Colletotrichum navitas is the source of this 336-nucleotide messenger RNA. RefSeq lists its product as uncharacterized. The transcript has 5 exons. Bases 1 to 336 code for a protein of 111 amino acids. The record is from RefSeq and is a predicted model, not a curated record. Lineage: Eukaryota; Fungi; Ascomycota; Sordariomycetes; Glomerellales; Glomerellaceae.
AUGACUACCUCAGAAGUGGCCCUAGUCUUCUGGUUUGAGUCCUUUCUAGCUACGAUCAAAGUGAUAGUAACCAUUUCCAUACACAAGGCUGAGGAUCUAAGGACAGACGUCUGUUGGGGUGCCCCAAGAAAGCCGCAGUUGAGCGACCUUAGACGUGAUGCCAAGGGAACAGAGCAAGAGGAUAACUUCGUCAUUGAGAUGGCCAAACCCAUCUAUAUUUACAACCCCUUUGUAUCCUUGGUAUUAGAUCUAGAAGACAGAGGGUGUGUUCCAAAUGGUCCUGAAGACGAUGCCUAUCCUCCUGGCCAGCUCUUGCGCAAGAUGUGGCGCUACUAA